UUUUUUUGGUUCUUAUUUAUUUUCUUCUCAUAUUAGGCUCUUCUUCUUCCAUCUCGGAUUUCAUUUUCUCCCCUCCUAUUUGAAUCGAAAGCAUCUUUUGAGGUUUCGCGAUGGCAUCGAAGCGGAUCUUGAAGGAAUUGAAGGAUUUGCAGAAGGAUCCUCCUACAUCUUGCAGCGCUGGCCCUGUUGCUGAAGACAUGUUUCAUUGGCAGGCCACAAUCAUGGGUCCACCGGAUAGUCCUUAUGCGGGUGGUGUUUUCCUUGUGACCAUUCAUUUUCCUCCUGAUUAUCCCUUUAAGCCUCCCAAGGUGGCAUUUAGAACAAAGGUAUUCCACCCCAAUAUCAAUAGCAACGGAAGCAUUUGCCUAGACAUCUUGAAGGAGCAGUGGAGUCCUGCACUAACGAUUUCCAAGGUCAUUAUUUCUAACCAUCUCAUAUUCCUGUUCAGGUUAUCAACAGUUGAUAAAAACUUGUUUACCACUUUCCUUUAUGAUUUUGUUCUCUCAGGUAUUGCUGUCAAUCUGUUCUUUGCUUACGGACCCGAAUCCCGACGAUCCAUUGGUGCCGGAGAUUGCUCACAUGUACAAGACGGACAAAGCCAAGUAUGAGACAACUGCAAGGAGUUGGACCCAGAAGUAUGCUAUGGGCUAAAGUGAGCUUCGGCGGUGCGAGGGGGUAGGCCUAUCUUUUUCUUAUAUAGUAUAUUACAUUUAUUUUUGUUUUUCAGUUCUAUCUAGCACUUCAAUACCUAAGGCUAAAAUCGGACCGAGGAUGUCCAAAACAGGCCUUGGUUAAAGAAGAAAUGCAAAAGCUGCUUUUGUUUUGUCGUCUGGAUAAUGCAACUUUGAAACAGAGAAGCUUAUGCUCCUGAAUCUGAAAUUGUUCAUUGUUCUCCCUAAAAUCGACAUUCAAACACUAAUAUUGGCAAUUAUAUUACAAUUUAAAUAAUGUUAUACCAAA
Molecule: messenger RNA, 960 nt
Organism: Hibiscus syriacus
Lineage: Eukaryota; Viridiplantae; Streptophyta; Magnoliopsida; Malvales; Malvaceae
Product: ubiquitin-conjugating enzyme E2-17 kDa
Exons: 5
Coding region: 111-608 (165 amino acids)
Biological process (GO): protein polyubiquitination
Cellular component (GO): nucleus
Molecular function (GO): ubiquitin conjugating enzyme activity
Source: RefSeq, a predicted model, not a curated record